UUGGUAUAAAAUAUAACCUUCGUCUCUCUUUCUGCGACUGAUCCAUGGUUCCUUAUCUCUUCCUCGGACGUUUCUUCUCUGGUUUUGUAUCUGUGUACCUUUGAACGAACAUCUGAAACUGAUCUCUCUGAGAGCUUAAGCUAAGAGAUGCUAUCGGGAGGUGCGAAGAAAAGACGAGUGGGAAGCAGCAACCGCCUCUCCUCAUUCGUCGACAUUGAUUCCGCCAAAUCCUCCGACGGAACCCUAACCGCAUCCGCUGGUUUCAACGAUCCCUCAACAGCCGACGUUCUCCUCCGCCUCUACUUCGAAUACUCCCCGUUCGGCGACGAGGACCCUGAAUCCCUCUCCUCUUCUGUCAGUUCUGACAAUUCUUUCGAUCAGGGCGAUGUCCAAGUCCAUCUCCACUCCAAUGUCCUUCGCAAGUCCAAAUAUUUUGCAGCGCUUCUAUCUGAUCGAUGGCAGAGAAAUUCUGACCCUGGCGAGGAUUCGGAGAACUCCAGCAAGGUUUAUUUUCUCAAUCUGAAGGUUUCAUCGACAAUUGGGUCUUUCAACAUCCAUCUGACAGUCCUUCAACUGCUUUACACCAAUAAUUUCUCCACCACGAUCGACAGUGCCGACACUGCACUUUCGAUCCUACCUGUCGCCCUUGAGCUCCUCUUUGAGGAUUGUGUUAAAGCUUGUGUUCGGUUCCUGGAGGCUGUGCCGUGGAGUGAAGAGGAAGAGAAGAGGGUUUUAGCUGUUGUUCCCCUCCUCAAGCAGGAGGAAUCUCGAGAGCUUCUCGCUAGGGUGUCGCCUUCCAACAGCGCUUCGUCGGUGGACAUGCUUCAUGGUCUGAUCGUCGCUGCAAUUAAUAACCACUCCAACAUGGCCUUCGUCAAGGCUUUUGUGGCGAAGCUUUUGAGGGAUUUUUCGUCCAGGGAUUCCGCCAAGCGUGUUUUGGAUCGAGCAUUUCAUCAAAGCUUGAAGAUUGUGAAGGAGUCGUUGGAGGAGUAUUCCAGUCCGGAUUUUAGAGGGGAUCAUUGUGACCCGGAAGCAAUUCAGCGGGUCAACCUCCACACAGCAAUGACCAAUGGGAAGCAUCUGUUGUGGUUGGUGGAGAGAAUGAUUGAGUUAAGAGUGGCUGAUACUGCCGUGAAGGAAUGGAGUGAUCAGUCGUCAUUCACUGCGGAUUUGCAGAGGGCAUUUCGUGAUGAUGCAUGCAGGAAUUUUGCACCGGGGCUCCCAGCCGUCAUGCUUCGUUGCACUUGCAAACUUGCAAAUGCAGUUGCUGCUGGCUCGAUUGUGGCUGCUAGGCAGAUUAGGAUGAAGCUUGUCAAGGAUUGGCUACCAGUGCUGAUUGUAUGCAAAGACAGCUUAUCGGUGUUGGCCAGUCACAAACCACUAUACCAGGAGCUGGAAGAAACAUUCUUAAGAAUUAUCUCCACGCUUCCUAUGCCAGAUGCGCAGGAGUUACUGCCCCAGUGUCUCAGUUUUUCUACUAGAAAUGUUGACGACUGCCCACACUUGGUCUCGGCAUUCAAUACAUGGUUCCGUAGAGCAACUCGACCACCACAGGGUGACAUCCUUGAUUGAAAGCAAUGGGAGAGGCAUGAUGCUUGCAAUGAAAUUUAUUGUCUUACUGCUUGCAACAACAAUUUGAUUCUGGAACCAUGUACCAGUAACUGGAUGAAACUGUGCAAUAAUGUGCACAUGUAGCAUUCUUCGGGGAAACUACCUUAGUACCUUGUAUGAAAUUGUGCAUAUAGGCUUUGUAUGUUUUCGUAGGACAUUAGGACCAUCUAGGUCCUAUAUAUGUUUAGUUUCCAACCGGACCAUCCAUGCAUGAUUGCUUGUACAUUCCUCUUGAUUCAAUAGUUUUUGUUGAAAACUUGUACACUUUUUCUCCUGUUUGAUGGAUUCUCUGAAACAGAUUUCACA
Molecule: messenger RNA, 1917 nt
Organism: Macadamia integrifolia
Lineage: Eukaryota; Viridiplantae; Streptophyta; Magnoliopsida; Proteales; Proteaceae
Product: BTB/POZ domain-containing protein At1g63850-like
Exons: 2
Coding region: 148-1572 (474 amino acids)
Molecular function (GO): protein binding
Source: RefSeq, a predicted model, not a curated record